Passer domesticus (house sparrow) is the source of this 4323-nucleotide messenger RNA. It is a transcript of the gene BEND7, whose product is annotated as BEN domain containing 7. The transcript is spliced from 10 exons. Lineage: Eukaryota; Metazoa; Chordata; Aves; Passeriformes; Passeridae. Gene Ontology annotation, molecular function: DNA binding. The record is from RefSeq and is a predicted model, not a curated record. The coding region runs from base 727 to 2490 and encodes 587 amino acids.
UCUUCUCCUUGUCACAACACAGUCUGACUACAUGUAAAACACAAGAUGAAGAUCGGAGCUGUGUUUGCAGUUAUCACUAGUCAUAACUGUAAACGCCUGGGUCCUUUCUCUACAGGCAACAGGCAAAAGCACUCUCGGCUGUAAAAAAAAAAAAAAACACUCCACCCUCAGUGAAUUUAGCACAGUGAGCAAACUGGAAGUGUGGCUGAAGGCGUCAAGUGGUGAAUAAAUCAAAGCACUAAUUUCAGCUGUGUUUGGGCCAGCCGUAUGGCUGCAGUGACCUCACGGUGACCGUCGGGAGGGCUGCCAGACGCCCUAAAUCUCGCUCCUCUGGAGAGCCGAGACUGUCUUCCUCUUGCUAAGGCGAUCCAGUUUCUGGCCGAGGGACUCCCUUCCUCCUGCUAAGGCGAUCCAGGUUUGGCAGAGCUCAGCCCAGCUGGCGGCUCGGCGCUCUUCUCCAGGCCUCGGUCCAUGGCACCAGCGGACGCAUCGCCGCGAUAAUCCCUGUAAAACACGGCAACAAACAGGUGUUGCCAUCAGUUCCUGAGGUUUACCCGCUUCCGCACGCCAACUUCAACCCCCUCCCCGCCGGCCCUGGCCCGGUCCCGCUAAACACGAGGAGUUCCCCCCGCUCAGCCCCUGAGGGGAGCCGCGGGCAGCACCGCGGUGCCGAGCGGGCAGCGCCGGUGCCCGUGUGCGAGGAGCGCGGCGGGAGGGGGACACAAAAUGGCGCUGCCCCUCAGCCCCUCGCCCUCAGCCCGCGGCGGGGCCGAGUGGCGGCGGGCCGGCCCCGGGGUGGCGGCGGCUCCCGGCCGGCGGAACCGCCGCCUUCCUUCCCCCAGCAGGUGGCACCGGGGUCCCGGCGCCGGCGGCGAAGCCAUUGCGGGCCGCCCUUCGCCGCCGGGCCGCGGCCGCGCAGCCGGCGGGGGGGAAGGCGGCGGCAUCGCCCCCGCGGGGCUCCCCCCGCCGCACCCCGCUUUUCCUCAAAGUUCGGGGCGGGAGCGGGGGGGAGACCGGAGCCAACUUGUCCCGGAUCCCUUUAUUCGCCGCCGGAGCCGCCGUCUCUCCCAACCCCCGCGUGCAUUGCUGAUCGGAGGGACGGAGCUCGGUCCUGUGUCCGCCCCGCUCCUUCCUGCCCGCACCAUGGAGUUCGCCCAGAGGAAGAGGAGCAGGAAAUCCCAAAGCUUUAAACUGGUCAACGAAGUAUUGGACGGGAAUAUCUCCAUGAAACGCUGUGUGUGUCCUGCAUGCCAAGUUCAAGAUUACCAUCAUGAGAUAUAUAAGAUCUCUGACUACAGCAAUGAUGUUAAUGGGGAGACCAAAGAAACACAACCAGUUUUUUUAGGAGAUGAAAGCCGGGAAAUUAAAAAACAAAUUACAGGGAUGAGAAGAUUACUGAAUGACAGCACUGGAAGAAUCUAUCAACGAGUUGGCAAAGAAGGAGAAAAACUGAAGGAGGAGCCCCAAGAUUUAGACUUAGCCUGGGCCCAGCGCCUGAAUCCCCCUGCGGAGUCCCAGGCGAGCCUUCAUCCGUCCCAGAGCGGAGCAUGGAAUGAGUUAUCACCCCAGGCCAGCCAUUUUUCAGGGCAAUACGGAACUCGGUCCAAAACAUUCCAAAAUCAGGCUCGAACUGUGGCAUCCAAUGGAGAAAUUCCAAUGGUGAAUUCAUCAGUUGGACCAAACUGCUGUACGUGUAAUUGCCAGUCAACCCUGCAGGCAAUUCUUCAAGAGCUCAAGACCAUGAGAAAAUUGAUGCAGCUGCAAGCAGUUGGGACUCAAAACAGACAGCAGCCUCCUGUUCCUUUGAUUUGUGCACAGAAGUCAACAAUAUCAAGAAAGAGAAAUAAAAAGAGAAAACUGCCCCUCAAAGUUGUUGAAGCAGUUUCCACAAAUAAGAAACCCAGCUCUCCAGAGAACGAGAAGAGACUGACAGCAAACACAGAACAACCAAGUCUGCAAGCAAUUGAACCCCCCCUGAAGCCAGAGACCCCUGUUUCAGGGUUUGGAAUUAUCCUUGAAUCAACUUCAUCAGAUCCAGAAGUGCAACUUGCAGAAGGCUUUGAUGUCUUCAUGCCAAAAUCACAGCUGGACUCUAUACUAUCAAACUACACUCGCUCAGGAAGUCUGCUCUUUAGGAAGCUGGUCUGUGCAUUUUUUGAUGACAAGACUUUGGCUAAUUCUUUACCAAAUGGCAAAAGGAAAAGAGGGCUCAAUGACAACCGGAAAGGACUAGACCAAAAUAUUGUGGGUGCAAUAAAAGUCUUUACAGAAAAGUACUGCACUGCUAACCAUGUGGAUAAACUUCCUGGUCCUAGGGACUGGGUCCAGAUUCUUCAGGAUCAAAUUAAACUUGCAAGAAGGCGAUUAAAAAGAGGCUCAGCAGAGGCAACUGACUGUGAUGAGAAGCCGGACAUUUCUCUACUACAAACAGGUAACCUUUUCGACACCACAGACCAUCUGAUAGAUGCAAACCCAGAUUUUUCAGUUUGAAUUUCACAUCCUGCAUCAGUGUUCUUAGCCGAUAGAAACAUCCUCUCCUUUGAGUAAUGUUCCUGCAAGCUCAGCACGAGAACUUCAGUGUACUACAAGACGUGGGCAUCCAUACAGUUUUUCUUACAAGUCUAUGUUUUUUCCAUGUAACCUCAAGUAAUGAAACCACCAGAUUGCUUCAUUGUUCUUCAUCUUAAUUAAGAUGAUUUCCCUCCACAUCCCAUGCAUUACUGAACUAGCGGGGUACCCACUCUGAGGUCAUUCUCUUGCCUGUGUUUCUCCUCCAUGAUUGUACUUGUCCACAUGUUUGUAUGCUUGCCAGCAGUGUCUCAUCUUAAACCACAAGAAGUUGUGACUCUUAUUGCCCCCAGGGACCAGGGUGGCAUCUUUCUCCACCAUGAACCCUGGGGGCUCAAUGAGCAUCUGACUUGGUGAAGCUCUUUGCUUCUGCAGACCCACUUUUCCUUUCCUGGCUGCUGUGGUACCAAUGACCAGUCACACACAGCUCUGAUUAAAAAGUCCUUUCUGGGUUUAGGAGGGAAUAAAGCAGGAUUUCUCCCAGCAGUGCCCAGUUCCUAGUUAUAGCAAGGAGAAGCUAUUCCUCAAACAAUUUCUCCUACGUAGUCCUAGUGGGAUGGCUCCUGAACAUCUUUGUAGUGCAGAUUGCUGGAGGUGGUCAUUUCCCCCUCACUGUUGCCCCCAGCUUGCUCAAUCACCUCAAAUGUAUUAAUUUUCUGUUUUCUAAAAAGAGGGUCUCCUCACUGUGAUUUUUCAGCCACUGUCCUUGACAACAAUACCAGUCACCUUUCAACUGGUACUAUAUUGAUAUCUCAGCAGUUAAGACAAGUGAAUUGAUCAAGAAAUUGCACUACCUUCUUAGACACUGAAAUGAUCAGGUCAGGGCUAAGGUAAAACUGUGUGCAGCCCUCCCUGCAAACCUUCAUUUCUGCACCUUUCAUCAGCACUAAAUUCACUUUAAAAAUGUCACAAAGAAAUCUGGAAGGUCUUACCUGCAACACCUAUUGAUCACCAGGCAGUUUGAGCAUGUGUCCUGCAAUUGAGGGAGAGCUUGCUAGAGCCUUUGCCAUUGUGUUUCCAUUCCCAUGUGUAUCUUAUCUUAGGUACUUUUUUAUUUUUUGGAAACUACUUGGCCUUUGAGUGUCUCAACAGAAGUGCUAUUACAGAGUGGGAUGGUUUUCAAAACGCUCAACCUCUUUUUUUAACAAUCCUAAUGCCUGUUUCUCAGGUGUCACAGAAUACCCACAAGUAACACUGAAGCCAACAUGAACAGUUUGUUCUGUUGGCACCUGAGAAACCAGGCUCCCAGCUGUUCCCCGCCCGCCUUCCAUGGACUUUUAGGAAUGACCAUGUUCUCUCUGAAACUGUGGAAUAGAUUGAAUGUGCACUGCAAACCUUAAAUUUUGAGUCUUUCCUUCCUUCAUGGCUUGGAGUUGCCUGCAUUGGGCAGGGGGCACCAGUCCGUUGUGUUGUAACCCUUCAGCAAUGAAAUCAGCGUUUUGUAAAUUUGGAAGAUUGCAUUUGUGUUUACUUACUGUGACUACUGUUCAGACUUUCUUCAGAAAUCUUUUUAUAGGGUUUAUUAGAGAGAAGAAAAAAAAUCAUUCCAUAUUUAGGUAAAAAUGUCUCAAUCUUCUGUAUAUAUGUUUUAUUAAUAUGUAAAUAUUUAGAUAUUUUUAAAUUACUAUGUUCUUAAUAAAGCGACAAGGGACUAGUUGUGAAAUGGUGUAUAACAUUGUGUCGUGUUACCGAUCUCUGGGAAAUCCUCUUUGUCAGUUCAGAAAAGAAAACCUACAAUAAAUAACUUUAAUUGCA